Messenger RNA from Brassica oleracea var. oleracea, 1197 nucleotides. RefSeq names its product putative F-box protein At5g15660. The record is from RefSeq and is a predicted model, not a curated record. Gene Ontology annotation, molecular function: protein binding. Lineage: Eukaryota; Viridiplantae; Streptophyta; Magnoliopsida; Brassicales; Brassicaceae.
GUAGAUGGGGAGAGAUAUAUUUAGGGUUUAGAAACAAGCAUGAUGAUCACACGCAGCAAAAAGAAUAAAACCACCUUUACCACUAAUCCACAAACCUCAAGCAGCUUUGAUGGACUCCCUCUAGACUUGGUGAUUGAGAUUCUUGGGAGAUUUCCUAUAAAAUCGAUAGCUAGGUUUCUUCUAGUAUCCAAGUUAUGGGCUACCAUCAUCCACAGUCGAGAUUUUAUUGAAUCUUUUCCCCUUGGUUCUUGUUCUUCUCAACCUCGUUUCCUAAUCGCUUUCAGUGGUCUAGAUAUAAAGAAAGGAACGCAUUACGCAAAAGAAGAUUGGUACUUCUUCUCGUCGUCUUUCCUCUCGCGCUCAUCAUGUCCAUUACCACCUGUGUACCAUUCGCAUUACGUUAAAGGACUAUUAUGCAUCGGAAGUGGUCGAGAACAAUUCACAGUUAACCCCACCAGUGGUAAGUCCAUAGCUUUACCUAGAGUCAGAACCAGAAGAAGGACCACAAAAAGUUUUUUUGGAUAUGAUCAAGUUAAUGAUGAGUAUAAAGUAUUGUGCAUGACGGAAGCACUAAGUGGUCUUCAUGCUGAAGGACCUUCGUCUCAGCAUCAAGUAUUCACAUUAGGAGCUAAGAAAAAAUCAUGGAGAAUGGUAGAAUGUACCAUUCCUCACCGUCCUUGUUCUAGCGGUGUGUGCAUAGAUGGUUUUAUAUAUUAUGCUGCUAAAACGGGUUCGCAACGCAGCUUAAUGAGAUUUGAUUCGAGGUCUGAAGAGUUUCAUCUUAUUACUAGAGUACCCACAGAGAUUGUACUAUCUAAGGAUCAAUAUAGUCAGGAUAUGAUUAUAAACUACCAAGGGAAAGUAGCAAUACCCACCAAAACAUCAACAUACACGUUUGAUGUGUGGGUUAUGGUUCAAAAUGCUGAAGAACGUAAAUGGUUGAAGAAACUUACCUUCAGUGUUGAACCUUGGAAGAGUUCAUGUAGGUUUAUAUACUUCAAAGGCAUCACUCAGACGGGUGAGUUUAUUAUGGCACCAUACUGCUACGACUCUGAAAAUGUUUAUGUUGCCCUUUACAACCACUACACUGAUACCUUAAGAAAAAUUAAGGUCCAAGUAAGCGCAGACUUUAACUUCAAGCCUAAUCUGCCUGGAAUUUUCUUUUCAGAUUACAUAGAGUGUGUUCGGUUUUUGUAG